Alternaria viburni is the source of this 3090-nucleotide messenger RNA. RefSeq lists its product as uncharacterized. Gene Ontology annotation, molecular function: metal ion binding. Bases 1 to 3090 code for a protein of 1029 amino acids. NCBI's taxonomy places the organism in Eukaryota, Fungi, Ascomycota, Dothideomycetes, Pleosporales, Pleosporaceae. The transcript has 4 exons. The record is from RefSeq and is a predicted model, not a curated record.
AUGGCUCACUCCUCGGCCGCCAACAGCCCAGGCUACCCAACAUACGCAGUUCCUCUGGCUGGUGGAAAGAGGAAGCGGGAUACUGCGAACAGCCAGUCAGAAUCGGCUGAACCCAAUGCGACUCCCAUCGCAGCGCGUUCAAAGCGGAGUCGCCCAAACGAAAAGGAGUACAACGCCAAGUACAUGGCUGAGAUGUGCUUCAGCGCGUAUAAGGCGCGCUUGCACAUCGCCGGCUAUAUGCAGUAUACUGCUGACGUUGCGAACGACUGGCGAGAGGAUCUUGUCGAGUUGUUCAGCCACGCCGCGUUGAAAGGAACCAUGAAGCGGAAUGCCGCCGCUCGUCAUGUCAUCCCUCGUCUGACAACUCUCGUCCCUCAAAAGAACGAAAAGAAGGGCGCGCUUGUGAAGGACUUUGCGAAGCACUACGAGACUGUGCGAAAUGACAUGAUGGUCAUCGACAGAGUCAUGGAAAAUGGCUUCAAGGUCAACGAACAAUCCAUCGUCGAAGUACGCGAGUGUCUCAACGGCCUACACUAUGUUCUCGCCAAAGGAGAGCAGUGGCGUAACGUCAUGCCUUACACACCACUGCCAAGGUACCGGCUUCGAGCUCUCCGCGACCUGAUAAAGUACUCACGACCGCACCACCUCCUCGUUGAUCUGGUCACCAACAUUGAAGACAUGGAAGGCUGGCUCAGCCCACCACCUGCGAGUUUCAACUUUCCGACUGGUUCAAUCGACGAGACACUGGAGACGUUGCGGAAAGCAACCGAGGACAAGAUUGCAAAGACCAGCAUCGGCCCCAACGCACAGCAGAUGGCAGAAUACCGAGCGCAAAAGGCCGAAGCCCUGCGUCUGCAGAAAGAGGAACAGGCCCACCAACAAGAGAAGGAACGACUUGACGAAGUCCAGCGAGUUCAAGCAGAGCGAGAUCAACUGAAGCAACAGAUCAAGUCGCUCGGGAUGACCGCCGCAAAAGAACGCGCUCAAGAGAGUGUGAAGAAGGUCGCAGAAGCUGCAGCAACGGCUCAACGCGAUAAAUCGUACCAGGAUCAGAUUGCGCAACAAACAACUGAGAUCAACAAGCUCAAAACCGACCUAAGCAACCUGUCUGCUAAGCAGGCAGCCCAAACUAAGUCCGAUGCCACUACGACAUUGUCACUUCCAGUUACUGCAGGACAGAUUGGCACUUCAAUGAACUCUUCUUUCAGUAGCAAUCAGACUGCCAACAGUAGCUUCUACCAGCCAAAGAGCUCUCUAGGCACUUCCUUCGGAAGCUCUAUAAAUGGUGGGUCGUAUGGGCAGCUCGGUUCAUUCGGCCAAGUUUCACAUCAUCCUACGCCGAAAGACGACGACGUCCAAAUGACGGACGCUCGACGGGUUGAUAGCUCGCAGCAACACCCUAGCUUUGGUCCGUUCGAUCCUUCCACGAUAAUUACACGCGGUGUGGGCCAGUCAACCCCCUUCAAUGCUCGAAUCACCAAUGGCGCUCCCUCACAUCCCUUCGGAAUAUCAGCCGACGACGGCAACUUCAAGGCGGCUUGCCCAGCAUACAAGAACGGUACCUGCACAUUAGGCAGGAGUUGCAAGCUACCCCACAUCGCAUGCAAUCACCUGCCGGGUGAUUCAAAUCCUUUCGGUGGGCAGAUGAAGAAAAAUGGGCGAUCUACCUUGCAACCCAAGCAGCAAGAUCAGACUUUUGGCUUCCAAACUAGCAACAGCAAGAAUCCGUUCGGCCACGCUCCACCACCAGCGCCAGCAGUGCGCAAACCGACACUUGCUGAUCGGGUAACAAGGGGUGACCAGCCCACCUCUUUUGAUAACCAAACGCCAUUUGGUUACCAUCUCCCACCAACGGGCCCCCGAGGAAACCGUUCACUCGCCGACAGGAUAACAAAGAACGAUCAACCCAUGCCACAUCAACCUCAACAUCAGCCUUCUACCAUUCGCAUCGAACAAUCCCUAGAGGACAUCAUCAAUGCAUCUGGAUCGCGCAGGGACGAAAAACAGGCAAAGCCGCUCCAGUCAGAGACUCUCUACAUCAUAAACCACAUCCAAGCCAUCCAACAAAACUGGUUCAUCCACCCCGCGACCCCCGAAGAGCCCAUCCUCCCCGCCUCUCUCCUCGCCGGCGUCCCAAUCAACUGCCUCCCAGCCCCGAUUAUCCAAGCCAUCCACGAACUCUCCACCCUAACAAUCGGCCAACGAGACCGAGCGCACAACCUCCUAAACACCUACUUCCAAGCGCGCAUUCGCGAAGGCUCAUACAGUGGCAAGUCCCAAAAGAUCUUCGCUAUUCUAGAAAUCAGCGAUGUGAAAAAAGCAUGCGAGAGUUUGCGGAGAAUGAGCCGAGGACGCGAAAUGCAAGGCCCCGUUCCAAUCAAAGAAGACGAAACAAGGAAGAGGAAGUACUCUAUUAGACAGGAGAUGAAUACCGUUACUGAGGAUGAAGAAGACGAAGACGCACAAAGAUUAGCGAAACGACUGAAAGAUGAACUUUGCGUCAUCUCCGAAGACAACAACGAGCCCAGCACGCCAAUCUGCAUCAACUUCGAUGAUAUACCCACGCCCCCGGAUUCACAAGCUACGAUAACAGCAACACUUCCUUCUACAACUACCACACCACAGACCCAGCGCCGCUCCCGUCCCCCUCCGAUUGUCAUUGCUGAGAUACCCACGCCUACAGCUACAUCCCCUGGUAUCGUCCCGCCGUUCUCUUCCUUCACGCCCCUGUUCAAUAGCCUAGCCCGGGAGUUUGGCGGAGAUCCGGAUACGCCUUGUCCGGUGCGACAGAACACGUACCAGCCCUCACAACCAGAUCUCCUUAAUAGCUAUGACAGUGGGAACGGCAACGGGAACGAGAAUGGAAACGAUAAUGCAAACGGCACUCUCUUCGAAUCAUACAUGCGCGAUACGUAUCCAGCGCCGAGAAUAGAUCCUCGUGUCCAGGCAGCGCAGAGAGCGACGCAUGAGUUUAACGUGAGGAGGAUGGAGGUGAUUGAGGCGCAGAGAGUGUUUGAGGAGGCGAGGAGGAGGUUUGGAGAGGCGAAACGGAGGAUGGAAAGUGUGAGGGGAGGGGCGGUGUGGCGGUGA